AUGAAGAUUAAGGUGCUGUCGCGAUCGGAAGUGCAGUUCACGCGCGAGCGAAAGCAAGAUGUGCAAAAAGUGCACAGGAAUCUCGACCCAGCCUUACACCCUCUCGAGAAGGCGAAGGAGUAUCAACGCGCGCUCAACGCCGUGAAGCUAGACAAGGUGUUUGCCAAGCCGUUCAUGGGCGCUCUUGGUAGCCACGCGGACGGCGUCUCCGCCAUGGCGAGGAGCCCCGUCAGACUCAACUGCGUUGUUUCCGCCUCCAUGGACGGAGAUGUGCGUUUAUGGGACGUCCCUUACAAGCGCACGCUGUGCCGGUUUGUUGGGCACAGCAGGGCAGUGAGGGGCGUGGCGAUCUCGUCAGACGGGGAGACAAUGCUGUCCUGUGGUGAUGACUGCACCGUGCGCCUGUGGCAGCUACCAGCACCGGAGAUCAAGGAGUUGGGGGUGGCAGGGGGGGACGAGGAGCACGAAGCUGUUGCCACCUUCCAAGGGAAAAACGCCUUCAGAGCAGUGGACCAUAAAUGGAAGGGGCGGGUGUUUGCCACAGCAGGCGCGCAGGUGGACGUGUGGGAGCACAGCCGCUCGGACCCCAUAGCCACGUUCACAUGGGGCGCUGACUCCGUCUACUCCGUUCGCUUCAACCCUGCCGAGCCUGAUGUGUUUGCUACCACCGGCAGUGAUCGCAGCAUUUGCCUCUAUGACCUCCGCAUGUCCACACCGCUGAGAAAAGUGAUCAUGCAGACCAAGACCAACUCGCUGGCUUGGAAUCCUCGAGAGCCUCUCAACUUCACUGCGGGGAAUGAGAACGGCUGCUGCUACUCAUACGACAUGCGCAAACUCAGCACCGCCUCAUUCAUGCACAAGGACCAUGUCUCUGCUGUUAUGGACAUAGACUAUUCGCCAACAGGAAGGGAGUUUGUCACAGGAUCAUAUGACAGAACUGUGCGGAUAUUCCCGUAUGACGGCAUCAAAAGUCGAGAGGUCUACCACACCAAGCGCAUGCAACGGGUGUUCUGUGUGCGGUUCAGUGGUGACGGCUCGUACGUGCUGUCAGGCAGUGACGAUGCCAACAUCCGCCUCUGGAAGGCGCAGGCCUCGCAGCAACUGGGCAUACAGGUGAAGCGGGAGAAGCGCAGGGCAGAGUACAAUGCAGCACUGGUGGAGAGGCACCAACACCUGCCUGAGAUUCGCCGCAUCCACAAUCACCGGCACGUGCCCCGGCCCAUUCACAAUGCCAUCAAGCUGCGGGCGACGAUGGUGGCAGCAGAGAAGCGCAAGGAGGAGAACCGGCAGCGGUUCAAGAAGAAGAGCAAGGGCGUGGAAAAGAAGGACAAUAAGAAGAAGGGCGAGCGCAGGAAUAAGAUCAUUGCAGAGCUGGAGACCCACUCUAUCCGCUUCCCACUGGUGGCAAAGCGUCUGGCGUGCAUGGUUCUGGCUGGUACUGCUUCUGCCAAUGUGCUCCAGCCGCUGUGCCAUGUGGCAGAGAGUGGCGACAGCGCUGCCAUGCCCGUAAUAUGGCGGCAGGAGCAUGCAUACAUCCACUCGGCACUCUCCUCUCUCCUCACAACCGCACAGGCAGCAGGGCAGGGAACAGUCCGCUCCCUUUUAUUCUUCACCCCUCACUGGUACGCCUCUCUCCUAGCCCGUCUGCAUCUCAACGCCUUCCGCAUCGCGCCACUGCUCUCAGUCACCACUGCAGCAGCGGCUGAGCACUCUCUCUUGGACUCAACCAUGCAGGACAGCAUCUCUCUCUCCGCAGCAGCACUCUUCCGAGCGGCGAGUGCGGCAGUGACGGGCGACGAGGCAGUCGGCACGGGGGUGUAUCUCCUCGCUUCCUUCUUCAACCAUGACUGUGGUGCGUGCGUGCUCUCUGCUUGA
This is a messenger RNA of Closterium sp. Yama58-4, 1875 nucleotides long. The record is from the annotation of a GenBank genome assembly. Lineage: Eukaryota; Viridiplantae; Streptophyta; Zygnematophyceae; Desmidiales; Closteriaceae.